Molecule: messenger RNA, 1772 nt
Organism: Magallana angulata
Lineage: Eukaryota; Metazoa; Mollusca; Bivalvia; Ostreida; Ostreidae
Product: NFATC2-interacting protein-like
Exons: 8
Coding region: 110-1183 (357 amino acids)
Biological process (GO): positive regulation of transcription by RNA polymerase II; cytokine production
Source: RefSeq, a predicted model, not a curated record
CAUAAAUUAGUUUUUCAAAUGGCGGGGAGAGGUUCAUACAAACAAUAAUAUUUAUUUAUAUACUGUAUUUAAAACACUCGGUGAAAGAGAUAUACUGCACUUUGUCACAAUGGAAGAGGUUGCCCAGGUUUCCCCUCUCAAGAAAGUUCCAUCCAAAUGUAAACGUGGACUAGCAGCAAGACUUGCAGCCAAAAAAGAAAAAGCGAGUGAAGAGAAUGAUUCGUCAGAGAUCAGCGAGGAGUCGGCUGUUUAUUCGACACAGGUGGCACGAAUGCUUUGCAAACGAGGACUUCCUGAUGCGAAUCAGCUUCAGUUGUUAAGUGAUGACAGCGAUGAAAAUGAUGAAAUUAUUCCUAGCAAGAAAUGUAAAGCCAAGAAAAAUUCAGAAAAAGGGAUGAGCCCAAAAAUCAGCAUUCUUCUGUCUGAUGAUGAAGACGAGAAUAUAUCAGAGAAUAUAUCAUGCACAUCAACAGAAAAAAAUUUCUCCCCUGCUGACGAUCAGAAGUCACCUUCCCCACCACCUCCCCCGGAUCCCCCCCUAGACGUCCCUGUCCACCCCAAACGACCGCGCAUGUCAAAGGCCAUAAAACAGCUGUCGGAUGCUAAAUCUUACCUCCAGAGGGAGCUGUCCAUGCUAAACACUUCCUGUACAGAUGUGGAUGAUGUGAUAUGUCUGGAUGACUCCCUGGAUGAAAAAUCCAUAUUUUUCUUUGUGCAAUGUAAUGCUGAGUUACAAAAACAUAGGCUGGGGAAGUGGGACCCCUUUAAGAAGUUGUUCGACACCAUUGCUGAACAACAGAAAAUAUCUUUUGGGGAUAUCAUGUUAUCACUGAAUGACGUGACUAUUCGGCCCUCAGACACACCACAUUCCGUCAACCUCAAGUCUGCAGACACAAUAGUGAUGUACAAAAACUCGGGAAAAGUCUUUGGUGAUGAGGAUAGCUCAGAUUUAUCAGGGAUUCAGCUGGUUGUUCAAAGUCGAAAUUCUAAGAAGAAACUUGAGUUUCAUAUAGAUCCGAUGGCUCCUCUUCAGUUGCUUAUCAACAAAUACAGCAUACAGACAAAGACCGACCCCUCCCACUACCGCCUGCAGUUCGAUGGGGAAGAUGUCUUACCACAGGAUACCCCUGCAGAUUUGGAGCUCGAAGAUGGCUUUUGUCUGGACAUUAUAGAAACCACCUAAUAACAUAGUCAGCUCUCUGGUCAAGAAUUACUCUGUGAAAGAAAUUAACUCUCUCUGGUCAGUUUUCUAUUGUGACCACCAUUCGUCAAAAUGUUUUAUUCCAUUACAUGAUGUGCCAAAAAAUACAUAUACAUUGAUACAAGACUUUUGUUACGUGAAAAAACUUGUUUCUAAUUGUUCCGUCACUUCAAACUUACCACACCACUGGGAAUUUCAGCUUUACAAGUUUAUAUGUAGAUACCUAAUAUUUUGCUAUUUUAUAGUGUACAUGUAUACUUAUGUUUGUAGUUCCCUUAUAAUGUGCAUUAUGUUUCUCUUAGAAGAGAUACAUUUCAAUGUUAAAGCCAUUGGGCAUUACAAUAAGUGUAUUGAGUAAAACAGUUUGUAUAUUUCAGUUGCUUCAAACAUGCAUCAAGUUUCAACCUUCUGCAAAGGAAACCUUCCUGUCUCUGUGAAAACACUACAGUAUACGAUAUACAGUUAGUGUACUUGUGUAAAUGCCACUUACAUGUUCUUGAACCGUACAAAAUUUCCAUUUCCAUGGUACUUUGUAUCUUAAAGUUUUAAUAAUAUAAAUUUGUUAACAAUA